Ostreobium quekettii is the source of this 1800-nucleotide messenger RNA. NCBI's taxonomy places the organism in Eukaryota, Viridiplantae, Chlorophyta, Ulvophyceae, Bryopsidales, Ostreobiaceae. The record is from the annotation of a GenBank genome assembly.
AUGGCAUCUUCGCCCCGAGAUGCCAGGCGAGGCGGCAAGCCCGGCGGCGGCCACGCUGCCUUCGGCACCAAGGACAUCUCCGCCUGGGGCAGUUUCGUCUUCAACUUCAACAACGCCACCGGCCCCGCCCUCGUGUGCCUGCCCCUCUGCGUCCAGCAGGCAGGAUGGGUGUUCCCCCUAUUCCUUCUGUGGUUCAUAGCAGCAUGCUCUGGCGUGGUCGCCAUGAUGCUGUGCGAGGCCAUGCAGCGCAUCCCUGGCAACCACAAGCUGACACAACGAUAUGAGUACUGCACUAUGGUGAAGCACUACAUGGGCAACCGGUGGUACAUGUUCACCACAGUGAUGUACAACCUCAGCCUUCUGGCCACAAAUGUGGCGGCCAUCGUCAUAACAGCUCAGGUCAUGGACAACUGCAUUUUUCAUGUUUGUCGUGGCACGUACGGCCUUGACUACGGAACCUUUCCUCCCACAUUCGUCCAUGCUGUGGAAAAGGGCUCUGGUGGAACGGCAGGGACUGUGCACUGGAGCAGUGGGGGAGACAAUGUUGUGUCUCUUGGCUUUCUCGUCAUCUCUGCCCUUAUUGUGCCGAUAGGGGCAAUGAACCUCGACGAGAGUAUGUGGCUUCAAUGGCUCUCUUUUGGGAGCCUUGUGCUGUUCACCAGUGCCUUCAUCGUUCAGUUCGUACAAGACGCCGCUGCCAACAUACAGGAUAUAAAUGAACUGGCACCCCCCGUCACUGACCUUAUGGGGCAGAUACCUGUGCUUGGGGUGGUACUGUUCGCCAAUGCCUACAUGGUUACAAUUCCCUCGUGGGUCAAUGAGAAGGCCCCCAACGUGAGUGUCACGAAGGCAACCUGGCUUCCAGCAGGGGCAGCAGCUCUUCUGUCGUCCAUAUUUGCCAUCACAGGAGCGUGGGCGUACAAGCUGCUCGAAUUUCCCGAUGGUGUUCAUGGCAAAGACCGUGGGCAUCCCAAAGAUGGGGCUGGCGACGUGCUUAAUUAUGUUUUGGGGCCUGGCUCCAGCUGGUGGAUGUUCAUGUGUGGCUACCUGUGGAGCCUGACCGUCCUUGUGCCUGGCAUCCCUAUUCUGGCAAUCGUCGUGCGGUACAACCUUCAGUCAGGUGGCGCCUCCAGGAGUUUUGCCUUCAUCCUGUCCUCUGUCCUCCCCGUCCUCGUGACGGCCUUUUUGUAUGAGAGAGGAAUCCUUCAGGGGCUCUGCCAGUGGGUGGCAGUCUUCCUGCAGGGGUUGAUUAACUUCGUGUUGCCGCCCAUUCUAUAUCGAAAAGCGAUCAUCACAUACGGCACCGGGCACCCUGGCGAGAGGCUCAUGCGGCCUCCACCUCACCCCCACGAUGCUGUCGACGGGGAAGAAGAUGCAGCCAAGGACCUGGAGUCCGAAGGUCUGCUCCUGUUGCAUCCUGCGGGUCACCCGCCAUUCAGCAACAACAUCGACGGCAUGGGGGCCGCGACUGCGACGGGCGGUGAUUCAAGACACCCUGGACACCGCACCGGUGAUGUUGACGGGGAAGCGAUGGUGGGGAGCGCACCCCAGAGCUUGCCCGCCGACGGCCAAUGGGAUUCGAUUUCCGCCCCCCUCUUGGCGCACACGGACGGACUGGAGGGGGACGAGCACAGGCAGGUGGAAAUACAGGCGGUGCCCAGCUGGAUAGGAGUGAGCAAAUUGGCAUUCGCUGACGGGCUUGCGUGGAUGCUCGGUGGCUUGUGCACGCUGGCCGUCAUCCUGACUCUGUGCGGCGCAAUAUCCGACGCAGACACGGCUGACAAAGGUGGAUUCCAAUGA